Molecule: messenger RNA, 7670 nt
Organism: Notolabrus celidotus (New Zealand spotty)
Lineage: Eukaryota; Metazoa; Chordata; Actinopteri; Labriformes; Labridae
Product: titin-like
Exons: 18
Coding region: 320-7546 (2408 amino acids)
Source: RefSeq, a predicted model, not a curated record
ACGUGGACUUCCUGUUUCACAGGAAGUAUAGAAAAAACCCAUAAAUUUCCAAGUUUAAAUUUACUUCAAAAUGUACUUCCACAUUUUAAUAUAUUGUAUACUGCAUGCAUGUAGAUUAAAACUUGGACUUCCUGUGUCACAGUUCAACACAAAGAAGGAAGUGACCUAGCAGCUUGGACCACAUGGCGAGAAGAAGAAAGUGCCUUAUCAGCUUGGACCACAUGUCUGGAAUUUGCAGUCAUCAGGAACCCAACAAAUUCCAGAAGUGACGUCAAGACUCCAUUUAUGUAUCAGUGUUCUGAAUGACAUAUUUGCCAAGAUGAAUAAAAAAGUAUGCGGAAUGUGUUUUGCUAGCUACAGCAACAUAAAGCAACACCUUACAGUGUCCCACACCAUUCCCAAUAAAAAGGAGUUUCAGCUUCUUGUAAAAUAUGGGAAUGCACGAACUAGAGACAAAUUGGACUGUCAAAUAUGUGGGAAGAAAGAGCUCAUCCGCCUUGAUAAGCAUUUACAAGUUACACAUAAUAUUUUGGCAUUUGAGGAACGAGAACCAAUCACAAAGCAGGCCAAGAAAGCAGCCAUUGUGAAAGAGCUUGCUGAACUGCGGCAGUCCGACCCUGAUGUGCCCAUGGUAUCGAUGUUGGACCUGGGGAUGACAAAUGAAAAUGAGGAGGAUGAGUGUCUGCUUUCUGGUGAGGAGCAGAGGCUGGAGCAAGCGGGAUUUGAGUGCCAGGAGGAGGAGAUGGACAUAUCCCCCGAUGUUGCAAUUGGCAGUGAUAAACACUCCAAUGAUCGUUCUCCCACUGGAAUCGAUUCCAGCCCCAAAUGUUCCACCGCCAUGUCUGUUGGAAGUCAUUUGAGAUGUGAUGAAAACAUGUCCUUCUCCAGUGACCCUGAUAAAACUACCAGUCAGCCACUUCCUUCCACUCCUGUUUCUGGGUCCCACAACUCCUCUUCCAGUCAAUGCAACUGUGAGCUGUUUGCUCUCAGGUUGCAGAAGCUGGAACAGAAGGUGGAUCAGUUAAUGACAUGGACAUCCAACAGGAUACCCAGCAGACCACCUCUCUCAGCCCAAAAAUUGGAACACGUUGGCAAGGGGAAGAAGGGCGAUCGAUUAUUUGAAAAGAUUCUUGCUGAUUUUUUUAAGUUUCGCCUGGGGCCACGGAAGGCAAAAAAGGAUGUUGAAAAUGCACGGCAAUCGUCCAGCCAUGCCAAUCGUUUUUGCCUGUACAUGGCCGCUGGCCUACCGUCCUCUGCCACCUCCGAAGACCUAAAAUUCCUUACCCAAAUGGACAAGUUACGUGUUUGGACGACGUACCUGUUUGAGAAGGGCUAUGCGCCCACGUCAAUCAAGAAUAUGUUGACCAACGUGUCCACCUUCUUCAAACACGUUGAAAACUCAUUCCUGAAGGCUAGUAAGCUUAGCCACAAAGAUUUCACAAGAAUUCAUUAUGAACUUAAGAGAAUCACAGCUGAGGUACAGAGAAAAGUGGUUGUCCACCGGCAGAAAGUGUUGCGCCACAAGACAGAUGAGCAGCUUCUUGCACAUGAGGAAAGGAAAUUCAUGAUAACUGCAAGGAAAAAUAUUCCUGAACUGCUUCAAACCUUAGCCCGCAAUGGAGGUCAGGAGAUGGAGCAUUCCAAGGUCAUGGGCUACAUCAUGGGCUACCUGAGCAUGCUCACUGGACACAGAUCUGUCGUACUCACUAACAUGACCGUAGAAAAUGUGGCCAACUUUGAGACUUGGAGUCAUGGCCAGAAGUUCCACAUUCUGGUGGAUGACCACAAAACUGUGCGGACAUUUGGUCAAGCUGCAUUUUCCCUUAACACUGAGGAGUUCGCUUGGCUUGAAGAGCUGACCAAAGGCAAGUGCUGUACGCAUGCUCAGCGCUGCCACUAUGUGUUCCACAGCUUACUCGGCAAGCAGAUUAUGAAGCCCUUAAACUUCCUACAUCUGGCUUGGAGGGAUGCUGGAAUGAAGAGUACCAUCAACUUCAACAAGAUCCGGAGCAGCGUCUCUACUCAAGCCAACCAACACCUCUCUGAGAAGGAGAGAAAGCAGGUGGCAAAAUCUAUGUGCCACGAUCCCCAAACUGCAGAGAGGUUUUAUGUCGCACUGCCAGACAGAGUGACAGGGUACGAAGCAAGGAAGUUGAGACUGAAAGCCCUGAAGAGCGCUGUUGAAAACUCUCAGGAAGAUGAAAUCGGUGAUGAUGAGGAUUCCAUCCUCAAUGACACACCAGAGACGAGCUCAGACGAUGAGGAACCGAUCUACGAUGAUCGCCCAGAGUCAAGUUCUUCAAUUUCAUCGGAGGAUUUUAGACGCAGGCGUGGAAAAAGGCCUCAACAGGAAAGUCAAGUUGAAUCCUCAUCAUCUGAAGAUGAGCUCCCAUCAGCUCAAAGGGUUAAAAAGAGGUUGUAUUACCCAUCAAAAUCCAACAUCGUUCUGCAGGAGAUCCCGGCCAGGCAGAGCAAAAUGUGUAAGCAAGCAUCCCCUCUUGACCAGGCUCCAUGGGAUGUGCCACCCCCCUCCAUUAACCAGGCUCCAUGGGAUGUGCCAUCCCCCCCCGUCGACCAGGCUCCAGGGAAUGUGCCACCCCCGUCCGUCAACCAGGCUCCAGGGGAUGUGCCAGCCCCCCCCGUCGACCAGGCUCCAGGGGAUGGGCCAGUCGACCAGGCUCCAGGGAAUGUGCCAGCACUCUCCGUCGACCAGGCUCCAGGGAAUGUGCCAGCCCCGCCCGUCGACCAGGCUCCAGGGGAUGUGCCAGCACUCUCCGUCGACCAGGCUCCAGGGGAUGUGCCAGCACCCCCUGUCGACCAGGCUCCAGGGAAUGUGCCAGCCCCACCCGUCGACCAGGCUCCAGGGGAUGUGCCAGCACCCCCUCACGACCAGGCUCCAUGUCACACUGCUUUCACAGAUGAGCAGCUUCUUGCAGUUGAGGAAAUGGAAUUCAUGAAGACUGCAAGGAAAAAUAUUCCUGAACUCUUUCGAAGGUCAGCCCACAAUGGAGGUCAAGAGAAGGAGCAUUCCAAGGUCAUGGGCUACAUCAUGGGCUACCUGAGCAUGCUCACCGGACAUAGAUCUGUCGUACUCACUAACAUGACCUCAGAAAAUGUGGCCAAAUGUGAGACUUGGAGUCAUGGCCAGAGGUUCCACAUUCUGUUGGAUGACCAUGAAACUGAGCAGACAUUUGGUCAAGCUGCAUUUGCCCUUAACGCUGAGGAGUUCGCUUGGCUUGAAGACCUGACCAAAGGCAAGUGCUGCACGCAUGGUCAGCACAGCAACUAUGUGUUCCACACAAUACGCGGCAAGCAGAUUGUUAAGCCUUUAAAGUUCCUACAUCUGGCUUGGAAGGAUGCUGGAAUGAAGAGUACCAUCAACUUCAACAAGAUCUGGAGCAGCGUCUCUAGUCAAGCCAACCAACACCUCUCUGAGAAGGAGAGAAAGCAGGUGGCCAAAUCCAUGUGCCACGAUCCGCAAACUGCAGAGAGAUUUUAUUCCACUCGGACAGACAAAGUGACAGGGUACAAAAUAAGGAAGUUGAGACUGAAAGCCCUGAAGAGCGCUGUUGAAAACUCUCAGGAAGGUGAAAUCGUUGAUGAUGAGGAAUCCAUCCUCAAUGACACACCAGAGACGAGCUCAGACGAUGAGGAACCGAUCUACGAUGAUCGCCCAGAGUCAAGUUCUUCAAUUUCAUCAGAGGAGUCGAGACGCAGGCGUGGAAAAAGGCCUCUACAAGAAGAUGGACUUGGUUCCUCAUCAUCAGAGGAUGAGCUCCUAUCAGUUAAAAAAUUUAAGAAGAGCUUGCAUUGCCAAUCUAAAUCCGACAUGGUUCUGCAGGUAAACAUACACUCACCGUCAAAGUGUUUUGUGGAGAUUGAAAAGAUGCCACCAGGGAUUAUGAAAUACUACUUGAAUAAAUUCUUUGCAAAGGAGGCCCUGGCCAUGCAGAGCAAAAGGUGUAAGCAAGAACCCCCUCACAACAAGGCACAGAGGGAUGGGCCAGCACCCCCUGUCAACCAGGCUCCAAGGGGUGGGCCUGACCCCCACAUCGACCAGGCUCCAGGGCAAGUGCCAGCACACCCUCUUGACCAGGAUCCAGGGAAUGUGCCAGCACUCCCUCACGACCAGGCUCCGGGGCAAGUGCCAGCCCCCCCUCUCUGCCAGGCUCCAGGACAUGUGCCUGCGCCCCCUAUCGACCAGGCUCCAGGGCAAGUGCCAGCACUCCCUGUCAACCACGCUCCUGGGAAUGUGCCACCACCCCCUCUCGAACAGGCUCCGGAACAAGUGCCAUCACCCCCUCUCGACCAGGCUCCGGGGCAAGUGCCAGCACUCCCUGUCGAACAGGCUCCAGGGAAUGUGCCACCAACCCCUCUCGAACAGGCUCCGGAGCAAAUGCCAUCACCCCCUCACGACCAGGCUCCGGAACAAGUGCCAUCACCCCCUCUCAAAAAGGCUCCGGAACAAGUGCCAUCACCCCCUCUCGACCAGGCUCCGGGGCAAGUGCCAGCACUCCCUGUCGAACAGGCUCCAGGGAAUGUGCCACCACCCCCUCUCAAAAAGGCUCCGGGGCAAGUGCCACCACCCCCUCUCGAACAGGCUCCGGAACAAGUGCCAUCACCCCCUCUCAAAAAGGCUCCGGGGCAAGUGCCAGCACUCCCUGUCGAACAGGCUCCAGGGAAUGUGCCACCACCCCCUCUCAAAAAGGCUCCGGGGCAAGUGCCAGCACUCCCUCUCGACCAGGCUCCAGGGAAUGUGCCACCACCCCCUCUCAAAAAGGCUCCGGGGCAAGUGCCAGCACUCCCUGUCGAACAGGCUCCAGGGAAUGUGCCACCACCCCCUCUCAAAAAGGCUCCGGAGCAAGUGCCAUCACCCCCUCUCGACCAGGCUCCGGGGCAAGUGCCAGCACUCACUGUCGACCAGACUCCAGGGAAUGUGCCACCACCCCCUCUCAAAAAGGCUCCGGAACAAGUGCCAUCACCCCCUCUCGACCAGGCUCCGGGGCAAGUGCCAGCACUCACUGUCGACCAGGCUCCAGGGAAUGUGCCACCACCCCCUCUCAAAAAGGCUCCGGAACAAGUGCCAUCACCCCCUCUCGACCAGGCUCCGGGGCAAGUGCCAGCACUCCCUGUCGAACAGGCUCCAGGGAAUGUGCCACCACCCCCUCUCAAAAAGGCUCCGGGGCAAGUGCCAGCACUUCCUGUCGAACAGGCUCCAGGGAAUGUGCCACCACCCCCUCUCAAAAAGGCUCCGGAGCAAGUACCAUCACCCCCUCUCGACCAGGCUCCGGGGCAAGUGCCAGCACUCACUGUUGACCAGGCUCCAGGGAAUGUGCCACCACCCCCUCUCAAAAAGGCUCCGGAACAAGUGCCAUCACCCCCUCUCGACCAGGCUCCGGGGCAAGUGCCAGCACUCCCUGUCGAACAGGCUCCAGGGAAUGUGCCACCACCCCCUCUCAAAAAGGCUCCGGGGCAAGUGCCAGCACUCCCUGUCGAACAGGCUCCAGGGAAUGUGCCACCACCCCCUCUCGAACAGGCUCCGGAGCAAGUGCCAUCACCCCGUCUCGACCAGGCUCCGGGGCAAGUGCCAGCACUCACUGUCGACCAGGCUCCAGGGCAAGUGCCGGCACUCCCUCAUGACCAGGCUCCGGGGCAAGUACUGGCACUCCCUGUCAACCACGCUCCGGGGAAUGUGCCACCACCCCAUCUCGACCAGGCUCCGGGACAAGUGCCAGCACUCCCCGUCGACCAGGCUCCAGGACAAGUGGCGGCGCUCCCUCAUGACCAGGCUCCAGGGCAAGUACUGGCACUCCCUCUCAACCACACUCCAGGGCAAGUGCCAGCACUCCCCGUCAACCACGCUCCUGGGAAUGUGCCACCACCCCCUCUCGAACAGGCUCCGGAACAAGUGCCAUCACCCCCUCUCGACCAGGCUCCGGGGCAAGUGCUAGCACUCCCUGUCGAAAAGGCUCCAGGGAAUGUGCCACCACCCCCUCUCGAACAGGCUCCGGAGCAAGUGCCAUCACCCCCUCUCGACCAGGCUCCGGGGCAAGUGCCAGCACUCACUGUCGACCAGGCUCCAGGGCAAGUGCCGGCACUCCCUCAUGACCAGGCUCCGGGGCAAGUACUGGCACUCCCUGUCAACCACGCUCCGGGGAAUGUGCCCCCACCCCAUCUCGACCAGGCUCCGGGACAAGUGCCAGCACUCCCUGUCGACCAGGCUCCAGGGCAAGUGCCGGCACUCCCUCAUGACCAGGCUCCAGGGCAAGUACUGGCACUCCCUCUCAACCACGCUCCAGGGCAAGUGCCAGCACUCCCCGUCAACCACGCUCCUGGGAAUGUGCCAACAACCCCUCUCGAACAGGCUCCGGAACAAGUGCCAUCACCCCCUCUCGACCAGGCUCCGGGGCAAGUGCCAGCACUCCCUGUCAACCAGGCUCCAGGGCAAGUGCCGGCACUCCCUCUCAACCACACUCCAGGACAAGUGCCAGCACUCCAUCAUGACCAGGCUCCAGGGCAAGUACUGGCACUCCCUCUCAACCACACUCCAGGGCAAGUGCCAGCACUCCCUCUCGACCAGGCUCCAGGGAAUGUGCCACCACCCCCUCUCAAAAAGGCUCCGGGGCAAGUGCCAGCACUCCCUGUCGAACAGGCUCCAGGGAAUGUGCCACCACCCCCUCUCAAAAAGGCUCCGGGGCAAGUGCCAGCACUCCCUGUCGAACAGGCUCCAGGGAAUGUGCCACCACCCCCUCUCAAAAAGGCUCCGGGGCAAGUGCCAGCACUCCCUGUCGAACAGGCUCCAGGGAAUAUGCCACCACCCCCUCUCAAAAAGGCUCCGGAACAAGUGCCAUCACCCCCUCUCGACCAGGCUCCGGGGCAAGUGACAGCACUCCCUGUCGAACAGGCUCCAGGGAAUGUGCCACCACCCCCUCUCAAAAAGGCUCCGGGGCAAGUGCCAGCACUCCCUGUCGAACAGGCUCCAGGGAAUGUGCCACCACCCCCUCUCAAAAAGGCUCCGGAGCAAGUGCCAUCACCCCCUCUCGACCAGGCUCCGGGGAAUGUGCCACCACCCCCUCUCAAAAAGGCUCCGGAACAAGUGCCAUCACCCCCCCUCGACCAGGCUCCGGGGCAAGUGCCAGCACUCCCUGUCAACCAGGCUCCAGGGCAAGUGCCGGCACUCCCUCUCAACCACACUCCAGGACAAGUGCCAGCACUCCCUCAUGACCAGGCUCCAGGGCAAGUACUGGCACUCCCUCUCAACCACACUCCAGGGCAAGUGCCAGCACUCCCUGUCGAACGGGCUCCAGGGAAUGUGCCACCACCCCAUCUCGACCAGGCACCGGGACAAGUGCCAGCACUCCCUGUCGACCAGGCUCUGGGGAUUGUGCCAGCACACCCUCUCGAACAAGCUCCGGGGCAUGUGCCAGCACCCCUGCUCUACCAGGCUCCAGGACAAGUGCCAGCACUCCCUGUCGACCAGACUCUGGGGCAAGUGCCAUCACUCCCUGAUCGCCCAGACUCUGGGGCAAGUGCCAUCACUCCCUGAUCGCCCAGACUCUGGGGCAAGUGCUGUCACUCCUUGUCGACCACACUCCGGGGAAUGUGCCAGCACCCCUUCUCGAACAGGUUCCGUGGAAUGUGCCAGCACUUCUUCUCGAUCAGGCUCCGGG